Acanthisitta chloris (rifleman) is the source of this 1210-nucleotide messenger RNA. Its product is annotated as PH and SEC7 domain-containing protein 3-like. The annotation marks the transcript as partial. The transcript is spliced from 3 exons. NCBI's taxonomy places the organism in Eukaryota, Metazoa, Chordata, Aves, Passeriformes, Acanthisittidae. The record is from RefSeq and is a predicted model, not a curated record.
GUAGUGGACAUGGAAGCAGCACUUUGCUUCCUCAUACUAUCAUCAAUGAAUUUCCAGAGUAUGGCACGCUAGAAGCAACAAAGGUGCAAGAGAGAGCAAAUAUUUCUUUCAAUUCAGAGAUGCAAAUGGAAAAAAGGAGCGUUACUGGCAGCCAAAAUGUGCAGGCAGCCAGAGAACCAGUUCCAGCAGGCCAAGAAAAACUCUCAGACAUGCUUCUUCCAUCUGAACGAACAGCUGAGGAAAAAAAGCACUUGAUCACAGAGAAAGAUCUGUCUGCAAUAUGGACUGGAGAAAAGCAGUCUGAGUCCUUGCAAGCCAUCAGUAAUAAAGCUGAGGAGGUCCAUGCAGUGCAGGAGCCAAGCUGUCCCAGACUGUCCGUGGCAAACCUGGAAAGAGACAGCAGAGUGGAAGGAUGGACGCAUUUUGAGGAGUUUUCAGAGUACAGUCAAGGCAAAAUGCAAACGGGUCCUGAGAAGAGGCUCACUAAAGAGGCAGCUGUGAGUAAACAUGUAGAAUUUCAAGGGGUAGAGAUUUUAUGGCUGCAAAAAGCUGAGGAGCAGAGAAGAAAGAAGCACUCGUUGCUGGAGACUGUGUCUGUGGAGAGGAAGGCAUUCCCCAAAACAUCCAGCCACCCUGCCUCACCAAUGGUCUCUCCAGGCUUGCUCUCCUCACCAAAGCAAGUCUGGGAGGACCCAGGGCUGGCACCGGCUGCCUCUGGAGCCACUCCUCCAGCAGUGCUCGAUGAAAGGGGGAAGGAUGAAGUUUUUGUGAAGGACAGGAAGAGCCGUGGUGAGGAGGAGAUGGCUGUGCUAGUGAGAGGCCAGGGCAGGAUGAUGGAAGAGGGCGAAGCAGCCACGGGAGGAUUUGAAGAUGUCCUUGGGCAGAGGCACUCCGAUGUCUCCACUGAUCUGUACAGCUCACAGUUCGAAAACAUCCUAGACAAUGCGUCUUUAUACUACAGUGCAGAGUCUCUGGACACAUUGUACUCAGAGCCUGAUAGCUACUUCAGCUUUGAGAUGCCACUCACUCCCAUGAUCCAGCAGCGCAUGAAGGAGGGCGGACAGUUUUUGGAUCGGAUAUCAGCCUUGGGGCAGCCAGAUGUCCCUGUCAGGGAGGUGAAGGGAUGUGGUGAAGGCAUUGUCAAUGGCUUAAGGGACACAAGCGAAACACUCUUCAAAGGAGAUGUCACAGAAGUCCCACAUCUGGAAAG